Molecule: messenger RNA, 672 nt
Organism: Monoraphidium neglectum
Lineage: Eukaryota; Viridiplantae; Chlorophyta; Chlorophyceae; Sphaeropleales; Selenastraceae
Product: pre-mRNA-splicing helicase BRR2
Exons: 6
Coding region: 1-672 (223 amino acids)
Source: RefSeq, a predicted model, not a curated record
AUGGACAAAGGGGGCCGCAAGGAGUUCGGGGCGGGUGCCGAGGGGCACGCCCGCUUCAAGCAGUAUGACUAUCGUGCGAACUCGAGCCUCGUGCUCACCAGCGAUGUGAAGCGCGACGCUCACGAGCCCACCGGCGAGCCGGAGACGCUGGCGGGGCGCAACCUGCACAAGAUGGGUGACAGGGUGCAGCACACGCGGCCCGAGGCCCUCACGGAGCGCAAGGAGCGCAGCAAGAAGCGCGAGGCCAAGGCAGCCGAGCUCGAGUUUGCGCUGCCAGCCAAGAGCCGCAAGACCGCGGGCAGCAUGAGCGUGAUGGACCUUGACACGGCGGGGUUCUACAGGCCGCGCACCAAGGAGACGCGCGCUGCCUACGAGGCGAUGCUCAAUGUGAUUCACACGCAGUUUGGGGACCAGCCGCAGGACGUGCUGCGCGGCGCGGCAGACGAGGUGUUGGCUGUGCUGAAGAAUCAGCACCUGACAGACCCCGCGCGCCAGAAGGAGGUCAACGAGCUGCUGGGGCCGGUGGCGGACGAGCGGUUUGCGGAGCUGGUGGCCAUCGGCAAGCUGAUCAACGACUGGGUGGCCCCCGGGGCCGAGGGCGAGGUGGUGGCGGGGGACACGCUGGACCAGGAGAUUGGCGUGGCUGUAGAGGUAGGGUGGCUGGGUGUGUGA